Messenger RNA from Symbiodinium pilosum, 921 nucleotides. The record is from the annotation of a GenBank genome assembly. Lineage: Eukaryota; Dinophyceae; Suessiales; Symbiodiniaceae.
AUGUCGGUCGCAGACUUGCACCGACUGGUUCACCGGGCCACACCGCGUGUAGAAGAUGUAAGAGCACCUGACCGCAUGGACUUCAUCCGGCGCGAGCAUGGCCACCUGCCUCUUCGAGAGGUCGUGGAUGCUCUGGACGCCCUGGAGUUUUCCUUCGCUUCUUUUCUGCGGCGCUUUCGGGAGGUCACAGCAGAGGAGCCGCCGCAACCCGAGUUCAACGACUCAGAGGCCUGCGUACUGUCCAAGGAGGAGCAGCUGAAACGCUAUGCGGAAAAGCCAGCCCCUCCAGAAAAGUCAGAUGACACUUGCGUCCACCAGCUGCAUCGUCUUCUGGAGGGCUUGCAUGUGCUCUAUCCGCGUUCGCCUCCAGACGUAGCACAGGAAGCAGCACCGCACGAGGAGUGGGCAUCCAGCCCAGCCACAGAUUGGAAGGAGGUUGCAGCUGACGAGAAGGCAAAGGGCAGCAAUGCUUUCAAGCAGAAGGAUUUUCGAAGUGCCAUCAACCACUACACGCAAGCAAUCAAAGCCUCGCCCAAAGAGGCGGAGUUGCAUACGCUGUAUUCCAACCGUUCAGCGGCACGCCUGCAGGUUGCCGAAGCCGAGGCGGCCCUGGCUGACGCGAGGCUCUGUGUCCAGCUGGCACCAUCAUGGCCAAAGAGCCGUUUUCGCGAAGGGUCAGCGUUGAGACAAGUGGGACGCUUUGACGAGGCCGUGGAUGCGUUCAUGGCUGGACAGCGGCUCGAGCCAGAGAACAAGGACUGGGAGAAGGAGGUUGAGAAGACCCAACAAGCGCUAGAGGCAACCCCAACUGCCCAAGUGCAGCAGCUGAUCAUGCAGCUGUUACCAGACAUCCUCGCGACCUGGCUCCGAGCCGGCGACCCCGAUGGCAUCCUGCAGUCAACGGCAAGAUCCAGGAUUUAG